Messenger RNA from Monosiga brevicollis MX1, 921 nucleotides. RefSeq lists its product as uncharacterized. The transcript has 3 exons. The record is from RefSeq and is a predicted model, not a curated record. NCBI's taxonomy places the organism in Eukaryota, Choanoflagellata, Craspedida, Salpingoecidae. Gene Ontology annotation, molecular function: sulfoquinovose isomerase activity. Bases 1 to 921 code for a protein of 306 amino acids. Gene Ontology annotation, biological process: carbohydrate metabolic process.
AUGUUUCAUUACUAUCGGGAUGAUUGGACCGUGUAUGAUCGGGAGCAUCGGCAUCUGGUGUCUUCGACGCGGUUUGUGUGGCAGUAUGCUGAGCAGGCGCGGCGUCGUGCCGGGACGGAGCAGGGCGACCAAAGCCGGGCCUUGGCGCUGCAUGCUUGGGCCUAUGUGCGCGAUCGCCACUACGACCCGGAAGCGCGUCUGUAUCACUGGUCUCUCCGUCAGCACAAACCAGACGGCGAACCCUUUUUCAUGUAUGGCCAGGCCUUUGUCCUGCUGGCUCUCAGCGCGCUCGUACGCAUGGGGGACGUGCCCGAGGCUCAGUCGCGCACGGAACAACUCUGGGAUACCCUUGAGGCGCGUUUCUGGGAGCCAGCACAUAACGCCUAUGCUGAUGAGCUUCCCGUUGAUGCUGACACCCCGGUCCCUUAUCGAGGACAAAACGCCAACAUGCAUGCCUGCGAGGCCUGUCUCGCCCUUCACGCUGCGACGGGCCAAGACCGCUACUUGCAGCGAGCUCGCGCUCUCGCCGAGACUUUUUGUUUUCGCCUCCCACGUGACAAGGGCAUCUGGGAGCACUACAACGAACAAUGGCACCCAGACCUAGACUUUAACAAGGAUGCCAAGGACAACAUCUUUCGCCCCUGGGGCUACCAAACUGGUCACCAGGUCGAAUGGGCAAAGCUGCUCCUGAUCCUUCACGAGGCGCUUCCGCGGCCCGACUACGUGGACAAGGCCAAGGCGCUUUUUGAUUUUGCAGAAAGCUAUGGACGAGACCGGCGGCAUGGUGGCUGGAUCUAUGGCUAUGAUCUCGAUGGGCUGCCGUGUGACAGCGACAAGUACUUCUGGGUACAAGCUGAAACUUUUGCAGCUGCGUAUCGUCUCUACGCCGUCACUGGUCAGUCCUUCCUUCAAAAGACUUGA